This is a messenger RNA of Clupea harengus (Atlantic herring), 986 nucleotides long. RefSeq names its product E3 ubiquitin-protein ligase TRIM35-like. The transcript has 3 exons. Gene Ontology annotation, molecular function: zinc ion binding; ubiquitin-protein transferase activity. The record is from RefSeq and is a predicted model, not a curated record. Lineage: Eukaryota; Metazoa; Chordata; Actinopteri; Clupeiformes; Clupeidae. The coding region runs from base 209 to 970 and encodes 253 amino acids. Gene Ontology annotation, biological process: protein ubiquitination.
UCUAUUAGAAACUUUUUUUUAAACUGUAUUUAAACUAAAGAGGAAAACAGUUUGGGCUUAAAGUGAAGCUGGUGAGGCUGAAGUUCUUGUAGAUUAAAGUUUGAAACAGGGAAGACUUUCUGGACUGACUCGACUUCUCAGACUGCUGAAAGUGAGAGCAAAGCUGGUCAAACAGCCUUCAGAAAGGACAGUGUAGUGGAAAGACAAAAUGGCUUCUAAACUUGAAGAGGAUCUCUGCUGUCCUGUGUGCUGUGACUUCUUCAAGGAUCCUGUCAUUUUGACCUGUGCUCACAGUGUGUGUAAAGCCUGUCUGCAGCAGUUCUGGGAGAGCAAAGGAUCCAGAGAAUGUCCCUACUGCAGGAGAAAGUGCUCAAAGGACUCCUUCCUUUCUAACAUGGCGUUAAGGAACCUGUGUGAGGCCUUCUUACAGGAGAGAAGUCAGAGAGCUUCAGCAGGGUCUGAGGCGCUCUGCAGUCUGCACAGUGAGAAACUCAAGCUCUUCUGUCUGGAGGAUAAACAGCCUGUGUGUGUGGUGUGUCGAGACUCCAAAAAACACACCGGCCAUCAGUUCCAUCCUAUAGAUGAAGCAGCACUUGACCGCAAGGAGGAGCUGAACAUUACACUGCAGUCCUUACAGGAGAAACUGAAGGCCUUUCAGGAGGCGAAAGUCACCUGUGAUGAAACAGAAGGACACAUUAAGACUCAGGUCCAACACACAGAGGAGCAGAUCAAGAAGGAGUUUGAGGAGCUUCACCAGUUUCUACGAGAUGAAGAGGCAGCCAGGAUAGCAGCACUGAGGGAGGAAGAGGAGCAGACGAGUCAGAUGAUGAAGGAGAAGAUUGAGAAGAUGAGCAGAGAGAUCUCAUCUCUUUCAGACACAAUCACAGCCAUAGAAGGGGUGAUGGGAGCUGAUGACAUCACAUUUCUACAGGUAUUCUUGUCAGUGAAUCUCUUUAGCAUUAAAGUCUGAUUUUAAAGACCACCUC